Messenger RNA from Phodopus roborovskii (desert hamster), 9185 nucleotides. RefSeq names its product slingshot protein phosphatase 2 (gene Ssh2). Gene Ontology annotation, molecular function: protein tyrosine/serine/threonine phosphatase activity; actin binding. Bases 265 to 4512 code for a protein of 1415 amino acids. Gene Ontology annotation, cellular component: cytoplasm. The transcript has 15 exons. The record is from RefSeq and is a predicted model, not a curated record. Lineage: Eukaryota; Metazoa; Chordata; Mammalia; Rodentia; Cricetidae. Gene Ontology annotation, biological process: protein dephosphorylation; negative regulation of actin filament polymerization; actin cytoskeleton organization.
GUGGCGCCUGCGCACUGGGAGCGCUCAUUGUGCCCCGCAGCUGCCGAACCGCCCGCCUGCCCGCCCGCCGCCCGUUCGGCGCGUCAGUCGGCGAGAGUCCGGUGGUGGGUGCGGAGCCCGAGGCCGUUCCCGCGGCCUCAUCUUCCUCCCCGUCCUCCUCGUCCCUAUCCCUCACCCUGUGGCCCCCAUCCCGGCUCCGUCACCCUCCCGCCCCCUACACUCAGGACGAGAAUGCCCUGCCCGGAACAACCUAGCAGCGCCUAGAUGGCUUUGGUCACGGUCCAGCGGUCGCCUACCCCCAGCACCACCUCCAGUCCCUGCGCCUCGGAGGCUGACAGUGGGGAGGAGGAAUGCCGGUCGCAGCCAAGAAGCAUCAGCGAGAGCUUUUUAACUGUCAAAGGUGCUGCCCUUUUUCUACCACGGGGGAAUGGCUCGUCUACACCAAGAAUCAGCCACAGACGCAACAAGCAUGCAGGUGAUCUCCAACAACAUCUUCAAGCAAUGUUCAUAUUAUUACGCCCAGAAGACAAUAUAAGACUGGCUGUAAGACUGGAAAGUACUUACCAAAAUCGAACACGCUAUAUGGUAGUUGUUUCAACUAAUGGUAGACAAGACACUGAAGAAAGCAUUGUCCUGGGAAUGGAUUUUUCUUCUAAUGACAGUAGCACUUGUACCAUGGGCUUAGUCUUGCCUCUCUGGAGUGAUACCCUAAUUCAUUUGGAUGGUGAUGGUGGAUUCAGCGUAUCAACAGAUAACAGAGUUCACAUAUUCAAACCUGUAUCUGUGCAAGCAAUGUGGUCUGCACUACAGAGCUUGCACAAGGCUUGUGAAGUGGCCAGAAUGCAUAACUACUAUCCAGGCAGUCUUUUUCUCACUUGGGUGAGUUAUUAUGAGAGCCAUAUCAACUCAGAUCAAUCCUCAGUCAAUGAAUGGAAUGCUAUGCAGGAUGUGCAGUCUCAUCGGCCUGACUCUCCAGCCCUCUUCACAGACAUACCAACUGAACGUGAACGAACAGAAAGGCUUAUUAAAACAAAAUUAAGGGAGAUUAUGAUGCAAAAGGAUUUGGAAAAUAUCACAUCCAAAGAGAUACGUACAGAGUUGGAAAUGCAAAUGGUGUGCAACUUGCGAGAAUUCAAGGAAUUCAUAGAUAAUGAAAUGAUAGUGAUCCUUGGUCAGAUGGAUAGUCCUACACAAAUAUUUGAGCAUGUGUUCCUGGGCUCAGAAUGGAAUGCCUCAAACCUAGAGGACUUACAGAACCGAGGGGUACGGUACAUCUUGAAUGUCACUAGAGAGAUAGACAACUUCUUCCCCGGAGUCUUUGAGUAUCAUAACAUCCGAGUAUAUGAUGAAGAGGCAACGGAUCUCCUGGCUUACUGGAAUGACACUUACAAAUUCAUCUCUAAAGCAAAGAAACAUGGAUCUAAAUGCCUUGUGCAUUGCAAAAUGGGGGUAAGUCGCUCGGCCUCCACUGUGAUUGCCUAUGCAAUGAAGGAGUAUGGCUGGAAUCUGGAUCGAGCCUAUGACUAUGUGAAGGAAAGACGAACAGUGACCAAGCCUAACCCCAGCUUCAUGAGACAACUGGAAGAGUACCAAGGGAUCUUGCUGGCAAGCAAACAGCGGCAUAACAAACUCUGGAGAUCUCAUUCAGAUAGUGACCUCUCGGACCAUCACGAACCCAUCUGCAAACCUGGGCUUGAGCUCAACAAGAAGGAGAUGACCACGUCAGCAGACCAGAUUGCUGAGGUGAAGACUGUGGAGAACCUUGCAGCCAUGCCUCCCGUCUUUGUGGAGCAUGUGGUUCCACAGGACACAAGUCAGAAAGGGGUUCAUACCAAAGAAAGAGUCAUCUGCCUGGGGUUUUCUUCACAGGAAUUUCAUGCUGGACAGAUUGAGGAUGAAUUAAACUUAAAUGACAUCAAUGGAUGCUCAUCGGGGUGUUGUCUCAGUGAAUCAAAAUUCCCUCUUGACAACUGCCAUGCGUCUAAAGCUUCAAUCCAACCUGGACAGGCCUCAGAAAUGGCCAACAAGUUCCCAGACUUAGCACUGGAAGAUCUGGAGACAGAUGCACUGAAAGCAGACAUGAAUGUCCACUUAUUGCCAAUGGACGAGUUGACAUCUCGACUGAAAGACCUUCCCAUGUCACCUGAUCUGGAGUCACCAAGCCCCCAACCCAGCUGCCAAGCUACCAUCUCUGAUUUUAGUACAGAUCGUAUUGAUUUUUUUAGUGCCCUAGAGAAAUUUGUAGAGCUUUCUCAAGAAACCCGGACUCGAUCCUUUUCCCACUCAAGGACAGAAGAACUAGGCGGAGGAAGGAGUGAGAGCUGUCGCCUGUCAGUGAUGGAAGUGGCGCCUUCGGAAAUGACCGCUGAUGACCAGAGAAGCAGCUCUUUGAGUAAUACUCCCCAUGCAUCUGAAGAAUCUUCAGUGGAUGAGGACCAGUCAAAGGCAGUCUCAGAACUUGUCAGCCCAGACAUCAUCAUGCAGUCUCACUCAGAAAACGUAAUUUCAGUCAAAGAAAUUGUCACUGAAAUUGAGUCCAUUAGUCAAGGAGUUGGGCAGGCACAGUUAAAAGGAGACAUCCUCUCUAACCCAUGCCAUACACCAAAGAAGAACACCAUCCAUGAGCUGCCCCCGGAGAGAGCACAGGCCCCUGAGAACAAACCUGGACAAUUGGAGCAGGACGAGAGUUUCUAUGCAGUCCAGCCUGAAGUAGCUGAAGACAUAGGGAAGUGCAACCCAGAAGGCUGUCUAACUGCACACCCAUCCACAGUAGAUUUGGAAGAAGAGGAACUGGUUGAGGGAGAAUAUGACUGGGGCCCAGGGAUGCACCCUGGUGCCAAGUGGUGCCCUGGGUCUGUGAAGCGAGCCACCCUGGAGUUUGAAGAGCGCUUGCGACAGGAGCAGGAACACCAUGGCACUGCCCCUACAGGUACCACAUUGUCUAACCGCAAAAACUCUAAGAACGAUUCUUCUGUGGCAGACCUAAUGCCAAAAUGGAGAAGUGACGAGACCACCCCAGAACAUUCAGAGAUGAGCAAGGGGAAAGGGAAAUGCAGUGGGUCCGAGGCUGGACCACUAUCCCACUGUGAGCAUACCCCUGCUCCAACCCCCGAGCUGCUGGAGAGUCAUCUCUUGCAAGCUCCUCAAGACAGCCUAGGACCAGAUACUGGAACUAAGAAGCAGGAAGAAGACUUGAAGAAGCAGAGGACUGUGACUCCAAACCCAGGAUGUGAGACCCAGGCCUUCCCUCUUCCCCUUCCCAAGAGAAUAGAAAUCAUUGAGUACACACAGACAGUUACGUCACUUGAUCACACUGAGCUAGGAGGUGAAACUGCACCCAUCAAAGAGGAUGAAAAGCAAGGGCUGAGGAAGGUGAAGACGGACAGGCCUGUCACUAUGUUUUGUGCGCUGGAUGAAAAUCUGAACAGGACUCUGGACCCCAGCCAAGUUCCUCUGCAUCCCCAAGUGCUACCUCUGCCUCACUCUUCCUCUGAGUAUGACAGGCUCACUGACCAGACCCCCAUGCUAAGUAGUCCUGAAGACAAGGGAAACAGUCCUUCAACACCCUUUGAGAAAGCAGCACCUUUGGUCAGUUGCAGUGCCCACAUAGCAUCUGUCAGCUUGGACUACCCUCAUCCCCUGUCUGUGGUCCACCUGGAAGGCUACACAGAGCAGUGCAGCACCACGGACAGUGAGCCAUCAACAGAGCAGGCUAGCUGGGAAGAUGGCCAGGAGGGCUUCCUUUCCCAUGGCAGUGCAGUGGCGUGCAGGGUCUCUCAGUUAAGUAAUGAAGACCUAAGUUUAAUUAACAAACUUGGUGACAGCGGUGGGGUGUUACAGAAUAAACUGGACCUAUCAUCUGAAGCUUGUCGAAUCCCACAUAGCUCUAGUAGUGAAAAUAUAAGAAAUCUCAGCCACAGCCCUGGUGUGGUGAAGGAGCGUGCUAAAGAAAUUGAGUCUCGCGUGACCUUCCAGGCAGGGCUCACCAAAACAUCACAAAUGAGGCGCUCAGCUUCUCUUGCCAAGUUGGGUUAUCUGGACCUUUGUAAAGACUACUUAGCGGAGAGAGAGCUUCUCUCCCCAGAAUCCCCUCAUCUUAAAUUGCUUCAGCCCUUCAUCAGAACAGACUCAGGCAUGCAUACCUUGAUGACCCAGGAACCCUCCGAAAGCCCAGAUGCCCACCAGAACCCACAGCCCACCAAGUACUUUGUAGAGCAACUCAGAACGACAGAGUGUGUUGUGCAGAGCAAGCCAGUAGAGAGGCCCCUUGUGCAGUAUGCCAAAGAAUUUGGGUACAGCCAGCAGUGUUUGCUCCCCAAGGCCAGAGCAGAAUUGACUAGUUCUGAAGUAAGCCUCCCUUUGCUACAGACACCGGGCCUGCAGUGUACAGGUCCCACUCCAGGGCUGGCCGUGGCACCCCGCCAGCAACAUGGCAGAACUCACCCACUUAGGAGACUGAAAAGAGCAAAUGAUAAAAAACGGACAACCAACCCCUUCUAUAACACCAUGUGACCCUGAGCCCGCACACAUGACUUUCUAAGAGAGAUGUUUGUAAAGGGGCGCUGUAAUAUGUAAGGAACAUGCACUUUAUUGGUUAAUUUUAUAAUAUUUUGGUCAUUUUACUGUUCCUAGCUCAUGCGGGGUUUGGGUUGGUUUUUCCGUGUGUGUGUGUGUGUGUGUGUGUGUGUGUGUGUGUGUGUACGUGUGUACGUGUGUACAUGCGUGUGUGGUGUACGUGCGUGCGUGCGUGCUGAUUUGGAUGGCAAGAUCAUUUUAUCACUUUUUAUUUUUCAAAAAUUCAAACCUCAAUUUUUUUUUCAAAGAGCACCUUUAUCAAAGGCAAAUUGCUGUUUUUCAAUCUCCUGCCACCUGCCUCCUUCUCAUUGAUUUCCCUAUGAGAAAGACAGGCCUGCUUGGUUGAGGGAAAGAAACAGAGGGUAGGUGGCACUGAGGUUAGAAAUUGGAGAUGGCCAGCCAGGCCUGAGGCGGCCUGCCCCCAGGGCAGCGGGAGGUUGCUGCUCCCAGCCUCCCUCCCCAGCCCUUCUUUGGAGGCCAUGAAGUUGCAGGGUCUGCUCUGCUCUGAGAGGCAAUUUCUUCUGGCAUCCAAAAACAUCAAUCAUUACGAAAAAGGGAUUGGUGAUUGGCCUACAUAGAUAGAUCGAAUUCUAGAUUGCAAAUAAUUUUCCCCUAGAAAACAGUCUGAAAAUCUAAGGGAACCCUAAGCAAAACUCAUGGACAUCUGUAAAGAAACACAUUUUAAGAGAAAAGGUUGAAGGCAAAAGUGGAAAAGCAGCUACUGAGUGACUUCCGGGUUAGUGGGAUCCACAGGUGGGGCCUGGCCCCUCUGCCAGGUGACAGGCUGUGUCACAGCCUCCCAACUUAAGACCUGGAAACAGGCUUGAAAAACAGCAAAGUCGGUGUGUUCUUGUAAAAUGAAUACAUAUGUGGGAUUUUAACCCUUCCGUUACUUGAAUAUUCUGUGGCCUCCUGACUUUAAUGGCCAUACUUUUCCAAUUCAUUUUCUUCUCUCUUGCUGUUUUCCGUAUCCUGCCCCUCUCUUACUUUCACAAACUAUAUUUUAAUUGUUACAUUACAUACAUAUAAUCUAUUGGACACAAUUUUCUAUGUUAUCCUUGUUAACACUUGACAUAAGUUUUUUUUUCCCUCAUUUUCUUGGAAGGUUUGUCUUUUCUUUACAAUUCAUACACAGUAUUUAUGUACAUAAUGUCACUUCUGUAAUGUUUCAUUGUUGAUAUUCUGGGGUCUUUUUUUGGUUUAUUCUUUUCAAGGAGUAGAGUUGCCACUGGAAAACAGAGACACCAGAAAUAAGCUGAUCAUUGUUGAUAGAAGUCUACACAGUAUAUUGAUGGUGACUUUAAUUGUUUUCAGUGGAAACUUCUAAUUGCCAGCUCCUGCCAAAUUAUGCACUUCCUCUUCAGAAACCCCUACAGGCUCCCAUUAGAUCACCCUGAAUGCUGAAGUCCCAGAACAUUGUUUGCCAGAAUUGAAGCACAGCCAGGUAAUGUGUAUGCAUUGCCCAAAGUAGCCUCCUAGUGGGGCUGAGGCUUGGGAGCGGCUCAGCCAAGAGCACAAAUUGCAUUUAGGAUACCAUUGCUUUUUUGCUGUUGUGAUGGUCUUUAACACUGGAGGACCUGCUGUAAAUAAGCCUCUGAGAGUCUUACAGAAAACAUCUAACCUGAAAUGAAAUAAUCCACCACAGCUCACCAAAACCAAACGGCCUACAAAUUUGCUUCCUGCUUGCUUUUGUCGGUGUCCAUGACUGAGGGUCAUGUAGGUAAGAGCCAGGAACUUCAGUUCUUAUUCAAGCUCAGCCCUAAGAACAAGAAGACAGACAUACAGACCAUCAUCAGAGGCAGAAUUUGGAAGGAGAAGGUAGUAAGAUACAGAAAAGGGAAAUUGGAGCCACUUUCCAGUUCACCAGAGCUGUGGAUCCAGUUGCCAUAGUAAAGCCAUGGUUGAGUAUGCUGUCACUGCCGGGAGGAAGUUAGAGGCCAAUUGCUGCAAGUGUAUGGUGUGGAAGUUAUAUAUACCUGUGCUGUCUUUUGGUAGUUUCUUCAAGUGUCACAGCUUGUGAGUCCUGUAUACUUAUGUGUUGUCUCAUUAGGUCGUGUGUACCAGUGUGAGGGAGGCUUGGGAGGCAAGGUGGUGGAUUCGAGAGCUCAUCUGCUAAAGAGCCCUAUCUAUCAAUAUGAUGGGAGGGCAGGAAAUUAUGGUAGAGUGAGGAGUAUUUACAUGGAGGUUGAGUGGCAUCACUAAAAAUUAAUAAUAAAAGUUGGGUAUAGUGACCCACAUCUGUAAUCCCAGCACUGUGACUGAGGCAGGAGGAUCACUGUGAGUUGGAGACAAGCUUAGGCGACAGAGUGAGACCCUGUCUCAAAAAGUGACAUCUAUAUGCCACACAUUAUCAACAAUGGGCACUAUGCUCUCAAUGCAUUUCUCACAGCAGAGACUGAGAGAAACCCCUCUGAUGCUUUGUGGGGGUGAGGGAGGAUACCCGUUUGUGUUUUAAAGAAUGGGAGAAACCAUCUUGUGCUAUUUUCCUUCUUUAUUACAUUACCAUUUAACUCACCUGCCUAGGUGUCUCACACAGGGUCUGUAAUUCAGAUCGAUAUGCCAAAGGCUCUUGCCAGCCCUCCCAAACCCCCACAUGUGGGUAUUCUUAGUCAUGUUCAUGGCUAAGGCAGGUACAUAAGGAGCUGUUAGGGACUUUUUUGUUUUUAACUUCAACCUUUGAUAAUUUCAGAUUGCCUGUUUGCCUUUUCUGUUCGUGGAAAACCCAGACCUGACUGGUGAACAGCUAAGCAGGAAAAACUUUGACCUCCUGCUCAAUGUUGCUCUAUCUUUAUGUUUCUAAGACCACUGUAGUCCUGUCAGUGGUCCUGGAAGAGUGUGUGAGCACAUAAACAGGGUGACCUGACAUUCCUGUGCCUGGGAUAAUGGCCCAGGAGCAAACAGGAUUGGAACUGUAGCCUGGGUGGGACCUGGGGAGCAGGAAAGGGUCCCAGCCCAGCUGUUGGCUUUUAGGAACAGCAGCAGUGGAUGGUGUGUGGGCACAGGACGGUGGGGAGCACUCACACCUCGUUUUUGGUUGCUUCUUGUUCUUUUAAACACAUUUGCCCCUGCAUCCCCACCUCUUUAAGUGUUUUUCCUGCUCUAUACCUUUGUCUCUGCUGCUGUUUCCUUCUUUCUCAUUUCGGGAGCUACCAAGAGCUCCAGGAACAGCCUGAGAAUACAUCUAAGGGGAUGUUCUAAGGCCUCCUGCUCCUGAGCCCAGAUGUCUCAUCUGAAAAGCCUCAGAUACUGCAGCUCACAAGAGCCUUCACCAGGGAUUUCAUUUAGUAACGAUGUUCUGUGAGAGUUGGGCUACUUUUUUUUUUCUAAGAAAGCAUUAUGCAAAAAAGUUUUAAGGGCAUUUUAAAGAAAAGCCACUUUUUGGCUUUUUCAAACUAUUUGUGGAUACUUUGUUUACUUUGUGAGUGUUAAAAUAUGCAUCAUCUUGGUGGCCACUCAGGCACUAAAGCCAUGGCUGUCCUGUGAGUCCUCCCCCAGAGAAAUGCCAUACUAUUGUCAGCCCGUGUGGAUAAAGGUCAGAUGUGGCUGAUCCCCAUCUGUGUCCUGCACUCCUGUUCAGCAGUCUUUUUCCUCAGUGCUGGUGUGUCUCCUUAGUGAUGAUCGUGAUGGUGAAUGGCUAGUAUGGUGGUUUUAUUUUCAAUUUCUGAUGGUAGGUAGACAAGGUGACAUUUUCAUUGUUUCAGUACCAAUCCAACUUAAAGUAUCAUGGACGUUGUUAUCCUUCCAAACUAAAAGAUCAAGCAUGUACUGGACAUAAGUGUAUAUGUUGCCUCCAACUUAUCUGGUACCCACAUUAGGAAGAGGCCUGCCACCAAAGCAGGAAGCUGCACACUCCUUUCCCCCAGGCUUUGGGAUUUCUUGAUGCCAUGGAGAUCUAUUGAAAGGUGCUUCUUCUGUACUGCUCCAGCCUGAAGCGGAGGUAUCUAGGCCUGGCUUCUGCUAUGAAGAGAACCAGCCUCAUCUCAGUGUCCCAGAGAUCUAGGAUGGGGUUUCUAAACUGGAAUCAUCCCUCAUCAGCUUGAAGACAACCCCCCCCCCAGGUAUAUGGCUGAUGCUGCCAUCUGUCUCCACAGUGAUGCUGGUGGCGGUGUCCUGCCUACAGAGAGCUGAUACCCCAAAAGAAAAACUAAGGAACUAACCUAAUGUUUCCUAGUCAGUAAGCCCACUGGGAAUUGUUUGGUUUUAUGUUUUAUUUGAUGUGAUUUGUUUGGCAUAGCUAAAGGUGCCUUCCCCCCCCCCUUUUUUUUUAAUUUUGUUUUGUAAGACUUGUUCAAAACACAAACAAGUCCAAAAGACUUGCACUGACUGUUACCUUUGCCCAGACUACCCCAAACUUCUAUGCUCUCAUUUUAUUAAAUAAAAGCAGGUGCUCCCUGGAAUCUCUGGGACCUUUUUGAGGCAUUUAAAGCAGAAUAUAGAGUGGUCUCAUCUCCUUCCUUUAUCUUCCUGGUGGUUGGGAUGUCCCACUUGUAUAAUAGUUGUUUUUAUUAUUACUGAUGUGCUCCACUGUUUUUAAAUGUGAACUUGUGCGCAGAUGUGCAGAUUCAAUGUUCUUGUUACAGAUUGAAUAAAUUUUUAUUUUGAAGACAAAA